Molecule: messenger RNA, 8278 nt
Organism: Dermacentor andersoni
Lineage: Eukaryota; Metazoa; Arthropoda; Arachnida; Ixodida; Ixodidae
Product: fibroblast growth factor 1-like
Molecular function (GO): growth factor activity
Source: RefSeq, a predicted model, not a curated record
GCAUUUCAAAGGAAAAGAAAGCUUCUGGCGAACGAUUAGUGCGUGCCCUGUGACGUAUGGCUACGGCUGUGGGCGAACAUACGCGUACAAACACAAAUAAAGGCACGCACGCACCCCGCCCCCUCCCCCCGAUGUCGUGCGCACUCCGUCAUCCCACGCAACGGCGGCGACGUCGGCGGCGCUGCCAGCGAGACCUGCGAGCUUUCUUUUUGUCACCUUUCAUUUUUUUUUCCACCUUCGACCGCGCCGCCGAGCCGACAUGCGCCCCCGCGCGUGACGUUGCCCCGCUUUUCGUGACAAAAAUAAAAGCGUGAUAACGGUGAUAGAGGCGCUGGGCAGGGCCGGUACGCACGAACGCGCCCACCCACUCGGUCGAGACCGCGCCGGCAGCACCGGUCAGAGGGCGAGGGUUGGCCGGCUUGCGUGGCUCGCCGCUGAUACGUUGCGCGCCUGCGCGGAGUUCUUCAAGUCCCGGGGACGUGUUUGUGCUCCGUGUUUGUGCGCUGCCUGUGCGGGACUCUUAACCAGAGUCCUCGCCGCGACUGUGGUUUUGUCGCUACCAGCGACGCCUCGCUGCAUGUGUUUCUGAAUGGAAACAAGAGCGGUUGACGUUCUCCAGUGCGUUUCAAGAAUCGAUUCGCUCACACGUCACCGGGUGUGCUCGGUCGUCUUGUUUUGAGGUCACGAUUACGAGUGUCCCGAUGGCGGAAAGUGGCUGACACAUGUACGAUACAGUCGUGUAAGCGUUGCGGAGGACUAAAGUUUAGGGAGUAAAUUCUUCCACCAAGCGCAGUUUUGUGGCUGAGCGGAGCAAGAUACAAUCAAGGAGGCUGACCUGGCGCGCGAGGCUUCGACCGAACCGUCGACGGGCGAUCCGACGGCCAGCGACGGCGUCCCCGAUGGCUCCCCUCGUGCUUGUGGCUCGCGCUGGUCGCCGGCUCGGCUGGUGGGCGAGGCGAGCGCCAUCUGGAGCAACAUGGCUCGCUUCCGACCCGCCUUCCUGGGCGGCCGGGACGACAACCUGCCCGACCACCUGGGGCCCGUCAAGCAGCUGUUUUGCCGCACGGGACACAACCUGGCCGUCUUCCCCGCCGGCACGGUGUACGGCACGCGGGAGGCGUACAACCGAUACGAAGCGGCAGAAGGCGUCGAACUAGAGGAACGGGGCGAAGCCGGCGAUGUCGACGAGGACACGGAGCCCGCCGGCGUUGUCCAGGGUACACAGGAGCACUUCGCUGAAAACGCGAUUCUGGAGCUUCUGUCGCACGACAUUGGGCAAGUGCGGAUCCGCGGCGUCGAGACAGGACUGUUCGUCUGCAUGGACGCCGAAGGCAGAGUAUACGCCAAGAAGAACCGGAUGGACGAAGAGGGCAUCUUCUACGAGAUGUACGAGAGCGGCUACAACCUCUACCUGAGCAAGCUGAACAAGGACAAAGGCUGGUACCUGGGCAUCAAGAAGUCGGGCGUGCCCAAGCCGGGACCACGCACGGCGCGCGGGCAGAAAGCCGUCCAGUUCCUCCCCAGGGCUGCCAAGCCGCGCUCCUAGUCUUCUGCUCCUGCAGUGAUGACGCUUCGACGACAGCCAGCGAUGCUUAUACACCAACGUCGAAGGAGCCAGGAAACGGUUAACGAGACAUCUGGCACGAGGCACGCCACCACAUGGUCGGCGUUCGUACAUGCGCGCGUGCAUGCGUGCGACGCGCAUGGGUCUGUCAGCGUCCAAAGUUAAGACGUGGGCUUCCACAGACGAAACUGAACGCAAAAGAGGUGCUAGAGACGAAGGGUAACCGCGGUUGACCGAGCUCACCUAGGGGCUCCUCUUGCAGUAUUCCAGAGACCGAGAGCCUGAACUGCCUCCCGAGUUUCUACACAGAGCGACUUGUCUUAACCGCUUAGAGGUUGGUCGAGGCUUUGCGCUUUUACCUUCAGAGCAGCUAAAGAUGCAUCAAGGUGUGAAAGAAAGACAGGCAGGCGCAUCCUGGAAAAAAAAAAGUGGAGCGAAUACAAGCAGGGACACAUUUUCUGCUCUCUAUAGGAAGCGACUUUCCAGCAUCCUCAGGGAAAUAUUAUUGACUGCCUCACUCGCAGUUUGCUCCAUACUAGAGAUUGACAGACAAUCACGAAACAGGGGUAGAUAUGGCUGUCGCUGCCCAAAAUGGAAAUAUCCUGUUCCUAAAAGAUAUUACGUUAGGAGCACACCUACGAAGAAAGAAAAAUAGGAUUGGGAAGUACGUGGAGGGUUGAAAACAGCUGGAAAAAAUAUGGGAAUGAUUCAGGAAGAAAAGAAGAGAACAGGGUACCACUUCCGUCAUUCUGGCCUAGAACAGGCUAGAAUGACACCAGUCGUUUGACGUAGACAUUUCGAAGAGAUAGCUUCUCCUUCUUCACCAAAAAGAGGAUAAACCAGAUGCUCUUAUUAGGUUAUCUUAUUAGCUUAAGCUAACCUAGUACAACUGGACUGCCAGUUUUCACUUUAGGUCGCUUCUCGAUGUCUUCUACAGACACGGAUUUGAGUUUUUGCGGUGCAGACGGUCCUUCAAAGAGAUGGUGGCAGAUACUGCCGAUGAAUUUUUUGCAAGACAAAAGUCAUGUUAAGAAGGGAUGAAAAUGUGUCACUUUCACGCAAAAGAGCAAAAAGUAAUCGAGGUGACGAAGAUGGUCGCCUUCGUCUUUCAUACUCUUCUGCGUUCGGUUUCAAAGAUAAGUGUGUCCAGUUUUGCCCACCCGCCCGAACAGUUAAUUUUGACGUCAGAACUACAUGAAUGCUCUAUUUCAUCGGCCAUAUUUGGUGUUGUGAAAGGCUUCGCAUCAGUAGUGGUUGUGCCGCAGCUAGCACUGCAGCCUUCGUUGUCACUUGAAAGGGAUAACUUUUUUACAAACGUUUUUGAGAACGGUAAUAGACACAGCUAGUACUAGCUGUGUACUAUAGUACCGUGCACAGUAGAUACGUUCUGAAGAUAUUUCAAUUGUGGGUGCGGCGGCAGGAGUCUGUUUUAAGUAGAAGUAAAUAGUAUACAUAGCGCUUAACGUGUUUGAGUGAUCGUCGUACCCGUUUUACGUACCCGUUGCGUGAAAAGCGGCAAAAGAAAUAUGGCGUUCGCUUUCACGAACGCGGUUGCAGUGAAAGGGGUAGCUACAGGUACGAGCCAGUUUUAUUGUUUUCGACGGGGGCCCAUGUUCGCGAAGCUCCUCUAACACAAGUGCCCUCCAUGAUCGGUCAUCGCGGCGGCGUUUGUCUCGUGUAACGCCGAUCGCUGUCGCGAGUGGCUGACUCCCGAACGCUGGCCAAUGAGAUAACGACCUUGCUUAAGAGUUUUGUGAAAACAAGCCCAGAUUUAUAGGUUGGAACGUGACAUAGCAGCGUCCCCGUAACUAUUGCGUUGAGUGUUGACUAGACGUUAUAUGUUCACGGUUGUGAAUAAGUGGUUGUGGCCGAUCCAAACUUGCAGAUAUGCCCCCAAGCCAAAGAUUCAACCACCGGUUUGGGUUGCUGCGUCUUCUGUAUUACUUGACCUCGCGGCAUUGCUAAAAUACCGCGACUACACAUGAAUGUAGAUAAGCGCCGAGAAGCCAGUGACAGCCUUUAAGGGCCUGAAUCUAACGAGCAGUAAUUUAAACGAAGUCAUGAGAGCUGGACCUCUUACCCAGCAGUACCUAAAAACCUUUCGGGAGCACGUAUACCCCUAUAUAUGGCACUUUUACGAGAUAUAUUACGGUAAAAGCCUACUUGAAACGCCAGUUGUAAUAUUAUGUUCCUUGCCGAAAGAAGUUCUGAACGAACUCCGUUGGGCAAACUUGAAUAGCUCGGUGGAGUCAGUUCUCUCUCUGUAUUAACGUUCUAUGCGACAAGCGGCUCGCUGCUUUCGGCAACAUUCGAUGGGACAAAGCAACACACAACAGGCCACAAAAUGCAGCAGCUGUCCACGCGACUUCCUGCGGAAUGAGAAAUGCUGAUUGAGGCCCUUCGUUGACACUGGCGAAGCUGUCGGGAAGGCGAGGACGCGGCCGUGCUUUACCCCGGCGUCCAGUUUCAUUCAUCGUUUUUACGACAAAGAGCUUGUCGUCCUCUGCUUGGACGGACGUGUCGUUGACGGCAUGUAGACAGCGACAGAACUCUGUGCUGUUGGCAUUCGACCAGAACCGAGUCACGGGUUCAUUUUCAACUACCUUGCCGCUUAGAAGAGAAACAGUGACUUCCGCUUGGUCGGGAAGAAAAGCUAUAGAGUUUUAACUGGAAGUACACGCACCUGCUAUUGUUGUGGUUUUACCGGAAUACCGACAUGCAGCACGAAACAGCUGCGCUACUGGCUGCGCCUUGUCGGAUUGCGUUCAACUAAAAUUGGCAGAACUCUUGUUGCGAUGCACGACUUACUCUAUACUUACCCUGCUUCUCUACCGGCGCAAGGGUCCGCAGCGACGUCAGCCGCCAAACAGUUCAUGCGCCUGUCUGUGCACCAUAUUGGUUUGCUUUUAGGCACCCCCGCACCUGCUUUUGUGUGCGGCCCCUUCUGCCGCGCGAUGCGCACAUUAUGAGCGUGCGUGUAGUUCUCGACUCAUCUCCCCGCUGCACAGACCAUCCGCAUUUCGUACGUGCCUCCUGCAGUGAGCUUUUCGUGCUGUUUUUUUUUUUUUUUUUCGGGUACGUGACUGCACUUUGUAUAGUUUCUCUCAUCAUCGUCAUUCAAUCUUUUCAUAUGCAAAUCAUCUGGCUCUGCGUCCGCACCGCAUUGCGGAUGCGCCUCAAUUGGUCGCUUGUGAUGGGAGUAGUACUCUAGCUAGCGCCACCCGUCGAACCUUGUGCAGCUACUUGCAAACAAGGCCAAAGUACGCAGCGCCACGCGUGUCUGUCGCAACUUGUGCGUUUUGUGUGUGUGUAUGUGUGAACGCUGCGAAAAAGUCAGGAAAGUAAAACAAAAAAAAAAUCAAAGUGGAGGUUGGAUGGUGGCGGGGGGAGGGUCGGGGUGGCAGGCUUUUUCGUUUCAUCAGGCCGUUUUUCAACCCGGAUGGCGGCGCGCGCAUCGUUUCCUCUGCCGAGUUCCUAGACACACUUCCUCGGAUGCUAUACAUAGCGUCCUACGCACGAGAUGGGGUAACGGAGCAGCAGCUGACGUCUCUUCGAGCCCGUGACUGAACAAACGUACGCACACAGGAUGGCUCUCUGCCAGCUCUGUGUCUCCUUCCGGGCAACGUUUUUUCCACUCGUGCUUUUUUGGUUUUGUUGCGUCUGAGCUGGAAUGGCAAGCACUGAGGGAAAAAUCGAAAGGAAGCCUUCGGGCGCAUCCCAGUUCCGUUCGGAAGUCUCGUCUAUAUCGUUCGUCUAGGCUGCAUAGGAAAGGGAGUGAGCAGUGCACACUUUCACCUUCCCAAGUGUCCCGAGCUUCUGGCUAUGUAUUCAUUGCUAACGAUGGCCGGACAAUGCAGUGGCGGUGGCGGGCAGGAACAGAAACCCUUUACCGCUCUUCCGCACUCUUGUACUCUGUCUACUGAGACUUGUUCGUACUUACGCACUCUUGAUCUUUCCGUCCCCUUUUCCCUUUCCCCAGUGUAGGGUAGCGAACCGGGCUCAGUCCUGGUUAACCUCCCUACCUUUCAUUUAUAAUUUGCUCUCUCUCUCUCUACGCACUAUCCGAAGAUAAACCAUGCAACUUCGUUUGCGGCAGCGUGCAAAGAAAACUAGAGCGUGGACAAGCGAUAAUUUGAAGUCUAAUUAAUUGCAAGCUUGUCAAAAAAAAAAAAAAAAGAAUCACCGCCACAACUGCAAAAGUACUGACUUGAGUGUCAUCGCUAUAUCGGGCCGUGCAAUAACUAGUAGCAGCAAAGCAGACGGCCGAGUGAGCCGGAGCGAGUACGAAAACGUCGCGUGUUCUGCUCCCGCGUGACCACCUUCUGCGUCAUGAAGUCGCGACACGUAUACCUCCUGGUUUGUCGAAAGGCUACUAUGAUAGAUUAUUUAGGGCGCUUGGAGGCUUUGCCAGUGUUUUCCUCGGGGAUUCGCUGUCGACGUAAGGCACGCGUACUGCGUGUGUUUCGGCGACGUCUGUUUAUGCUUAUUAAAAAGCAGGGGAUAUGAAAGAAAUUUUUUUGCUGACUAAGAGUCACAACAGUGGUGUACAUGAAAAUUUGCGCGAUAAUCACCAACAUGGUCAUUAAAUGACUAAUGUGCACUAAUUAACUUAAUAUCUGCAAGGGACCCAUUGUAAUUGCAAAAUUGAUACUGCGUUGCCCUAAACCCGAGAAAUGCAGGCUUAAAAUGUGCAGCGAAGUACAUUUCUGUUCCGGUUAAAAUGUUUCCACAUUGAGGAAACAUAUUGGUAAGAAAUCUGUGCGCCAGUAAGUUAAUCGCUAAAAAAAAAAAAAACACUACGCUGUGUAAUAGUAUAUUGAGAGUGUGGAGCGCAUCCUUUGACGACAGGAAAAGGGCAUCAAUUAGAGAAGUCAAAUAAAUGUACGAUCAAAAUCAUUCCUCCGAGAGUGAACUUCGUUUUCGUGCAGCUUUUGUCAUCUAUAACCCAAUCGAACACUCGACUGCGGUUACGAAAGCGAUAUCGGAUUACUGAGAUUGUUCCAUCAAGUGCGCUAAUGCUUCCGGCGCUGAUGAACUACGAGCAACAUUCGUGAGUUUUAAUUAAUGUUCUUGAUGUAUCCGUGCUAUGAAGUGUGUACCUAACACCGGCGCGCUCUUGAGAUCUUACCAGAUGGCUAAGAAUUCAGCCUGUGCCCUAGAUCAGUACAGCUGACGUUCAAGUACUGGCAGUCUAUGUAAUUUUUUUUCUUUUAGACUGACUUUUGUACGAGCGCACACAGCUUGGACACCUAAUGCGCUAGCAUACACUCGCAGAGAUACGGUCCCCAGUGGUGUACGGUCGCCAGGGAUGCAAGAUUUUUCUGCUACACUUGUCAUAGAAGCGCAUGAUCCACCUGCUGUUCAAAGCGGAUCAGAAGACUGCCACUGCGAAAGGACUAAGCGAAUGAAAAAAGAAAAAGAAAGAAAAGGUACUACGUGCUCGACGCCGGGUUCUCCGGCUUUUCUUGGACCACGGUCAAAGUCGUUCAGCCCCUUUUCCCCAUCCUUCGCGAACGCUCGCGCCGCUCAGCACGUUGUAAAAGUACUGGCGAAAGAUGAAGGCAGAACGCUGACAACGGUUUAGUUGCAGCCUAUACUGAAUGACUUCGACUAUACCCAGAUACGUCGCUGCCGUUUUCCUGCCUUUCCCCAUAGGGAUGUAAACUUGACAGUACGCGCCGUAUUGCAAGACAAGAAUGCAGAAUUGUCAGGCCACUUUCAUCUUCGAUCCCGCUGAGAGCUGAAUAUGGAACUUCAGUGACUGGCUUAUUUCCCAGAACGUGGCUAUCCACACUUGUGGUUAGUUUACUUUCUUUUUACUACCACUCCUUUAAAGUUCUACUACGCUUAAUGCGAUAAUGAUGCACGGCAUACAGACGCCCAGUGAAUGGUCAGCGACAAUUACAUAACUGCAUCUUAUUUAACACCAGUGUGAUCGCCCAUGGGUUACUGUUGUGCCGCAUACAGCGAGUGACGAUACUACUCACUUUCUCGUCAUAUACAACGUAACUAAUUUCGAAGUGAGUCAUAAAGUGGGUGGGACGCAUGCUGUGCGAACUCUUAGCUACUUUUCGGGUGUGCGCUGUUGCAAUGACGUACGGAACUGUUUUUAAUGUAUACUGUGUUGUUUCAGGUUCGUGAUGUAUUUCUCAUUGAGAAAUACCGUAGCGUUAUCCCGGCUUCGGUCUGCAAAGGAGCAGCCUAUAGGCGUAAUAUAUCUUACGGAUAUUGCACGUUGUUCUUGUAUGUGUAAUUGCAGAGCGUGUAUGUACUUACAUUUAUGUGCGCUGGCUUUUGUACACAUCGUCGUUGACAAUAUUGUAUGCUGUGUCGUUUAGACGGUUUUAGCAUACUGUUACCACUCUACUGCUGCCAUCGCCGACUUUCCGUAGACGGCAUUCGAGCAUGCGCGACGAGCUUGUGCGCGGGCAGUCGGCUUCUCGCUGAGGCAGUUAUGGUAACCGUAGCCGUAUGCUAAAACGGCUUUAGUGAAAAUACGUGCUCGAGAGUGUAGCGAAACCGUCGCAUGUGUGCAACGUACUUCAUUGUAUAUCUAGUCAUUGUGCAUUUCGAAGGGGGUCCAAUAAACGUGCAACUCAGUUCCUUUCACCCCGACAAUGUGUACCCUGUCCGCUUCUUGUUUCACUUGUGUAUGAAAUAACUCAGGGAGAACUUUGCCGAAUGCAUUUUACAUCAAUAAAGACGUUUCUUAUA